UAUUGGACGAUCAGACACUAUGAGUACCCCUCCCACAAAGUUCCGCCUCUUUUUAAACCUCCCGCCAAGCUUCGCGCUCACAUCUGGGAGCUGACCAUCGAGCCCCGCAUCGUCGAGGUACGCGAGUGCAUUCAUGGACAAGGUCCCAUCAACGUCAGGAGACCUGGGUCAGGAGCGCAGACAUUGCAAACCUGUCAUGAGGCCCGCGUGCACCAGACUAAACAUGCCGAUGAUGAAUAUCGCUAUGGAAAGACCUUAGGGGGCGACCCCGGGCGGGAGCGUUAUGUCUGGUUCAACUUCGGUAGUGAUAUGCUCUCGAUUGGGGACAUAGAUUUACAAGAGUUCCUAGCUGUAGAUUACCAGAUAUGCCGGCUGCGGCUUAGGCGCAACCUCGACGACGAAUACCUUUCUCGCAUUGAGUCAAUUUCAAUUGACAGACGGUUCAUGAAUAUUGUCGAGAUUCAUCUGAUCCUUUUUUUGGGGGCAUUAGGUCAGGCUACUUAA
Molecule: messenger RNA, 504 nt
Organism: Colletotrichum gloeosporioides
Lineage: Eukaryota; Fungi; Ascomycota; Sordariomycetes; Glomerellales; Glomerellaceae
Exons: 3
Source: RefSeq, a predicted model, not a curated record